Molecule: messenger RNA, 1118 nt
Organism: Notechis scutatus (mainland tiger snake)
Lineage: Eukaryota; Metazoa; Chordata; Lepidosauria; Squamata; Elapidae
Source: RefSeq, a predicted model, not a curated record
GAGAUCAAAAGAGAGUAGGAAAAGACAUAGAGAGAAGAGAGAAAAGACAGAGAAGAGAGGGAACGAGAAAGAGGGAAAAAAGAGAAAGAGAGAGAGAAAACUCUCCCAUCCUUUCAUUGAAUUGUAAUAAGCCGUCUUGCCCUCCGGAGAAGAUGAAAUACAUAAUAGGAAUAGGAGGUGUGACCAAUGGGGGCAAGACCACUUUGACCAAUAGACUUAUCCAAGACCUCCCCAACUGUUGCGUUGUCCACCAGGAUGACUUCUUCAAGCCACAAGAUCAAAUACAAGUCGGGGAAGACGGCUUUAAGCAAUGGGAUGUUUUGGCUUCUCUGGAUAUGGAGGCGAUGGUGAACACCGUGAACGCCUGGAGAGAGAACCCCGUCAAGUUUGCCCGAUCGCAUGGGGUGAGCGUCUCACACCGAUCAAAGAUGCCCGACGCGGACGAUAUCCACGUAUUGGUGGUGGAAGGAUUUCUGCUUUAUAACUACAGGCCUCUGGUGGACCUGUUUGAUAAGCGCUACUACUUGGCCGUCCCUUAUGAUGAGUGCAAACGGAGGAGGNNNNCGCGUAAAUACACUAUUCCUGACCCUCCUGGUCUAUUUGAUGGUCACGUCUGGCCAAUGUAUCUUAAGCACAGGAAGGAAAUGGAGGCCAGUGAAGUCAACGUUGUUUAUUUGGACGGACUGAAGUCCCGGGAUGAUCUUUAUCUGCAGGUCUUUGAAGAUAUUCAGAACACGCUCUUGAACUCUUCAUAGGAUCUGUGGGAAACAGAAAGACCUCUGUACAGAUUUGAUGUAAAUAUAUAUUCUGUAUAUAUAUUUAGUAGAAGCAUGGAGGAUUGAGUUUUGAAACCCCGGCUGGACAUUGUCCUUUAGGAAACAACUUUUUGUAUAUAAUUGAAUGCUAAGAUGACUUAUUUACCAUACAGCCAUGGGGAGUUUUUUUUUUAAUUUUAAAUCUUAUUUUAUGCUCCACCCACAUUAUGUUUUUCUGCUGCAUUUUUAUUCCUGGAUGAAGUUUGUAAAAUACUGCUGCUUAUGUCCUUUACCAUUAAUAGCUUCUGUAACUACUUGUGUAAUAAAUACCCACAAUGUAUAUUCAAUAAAGAUUGAGAUAUU